This is a messenger RNA of Lagenorhynchus albirostris (white-beaked dolphin), 828 nucleotides long. RefSeq names its product proline-rich protein 23C-like. The record is from RefSeq and is a predicted model, not a curated record. The coding region runs from base 1 to 786 and encodes 261 amino acids. The transcript has a single exon. Lineage: Eukaryota; Metazoa; Chordata; Mammalia; Artiodactyla; Delphinidae.
AUGGGCAGCCGGCCCCGUAGCCCCAGCGCCUCCCCUGCGGACCGGUGGGGACCGCAUCCCGGAGGACCAGGCCCUGCCAAGCGCCGGCGAACGGAGGAGCCCGCGGGCCCCGAGUCCAAGUCCAGGGCGGCGCCCAGCCUGGACAACCUGACCUGGCCCCCGACCGUGGACACGCUCAUCUUCGUGGUGGUCCUGCCCGCCGGCUGUGCCCUGCACGUGCCCCUGGACGACGUCGACCUGCUGCUGGAGUCCGAGCCAACGUCCGUGCUGCAAGUGUCUCUCGGUGAUCAUAUCCUCAUGCUGGUCCCUGAGGCCCUCCUGGGCCCGGGUGUGGAAGGCCCGUGGGGACAGGGCCUGGGACGGGGCGCUUUCCUGAGUCCUCCCGGGGAGUACGUGGCCCCGGAGCCGGGAUUCUUGUGCGCAGCUGUCCCAGAGAUCGCCUGCCAAGAAGAGGUCAACGAGGAGGACGCGGAUGCUGCCGCCGACUUCCUGCCGGCUGGGACAGAUGCUGCUGCAGUCUCAGUCGCUGGGCUCCGCCCCUCGGCUGGAUGUAUGUCUGGCUUCCACCUGUUGGGCCAAGCCUCAGAGCCGUCCCCUCGGACCCCCAACACUAGUCCAGAGAGACGCUCUCCUCACCACGACGACAACCUGGACUUGCACCUUCUAGAGCCCUUCCCUGACUCACCACUCCAACCUCUACCUCCCUCUCCAAGUCCAGGUCCUCACCAGCGUCCCCAGCGCCCUCAUGGUCCUCCACGCAAGAUCCGGAAAUGCCUGUUCCCUUAAUCAACUGCCUCCCACAAUUCCUGGCCAACUCAACGGGGACCA